UUCGAGAAAACGAUGAAACUUUUGAAAAUUCUACGAUUUUAUUUCGAGUACUUGCAAACUGAAUCGUGCCAAUGUGUUCUAUAAAUAAUAAUAUAAUUUCAAAAUUAUAGCAGAAAUAUUUUGUACUUGGCAAAACCCUGACGCAGUGAUAUAUCUUUCCUUGCACGUGCGCAAAAACUGAAGUGUAUAAAAAUUGAUGAUGAAAAAUACAGAACGAGAAAAGUUGGACGUUUCCCGAUGGAAGAAAUUGAAACGAUCUUGUGUGUAUCGAAAUUGCAGGGAGGUGGUGAGGUCCAUGGAGCGUCUGUACGCUGUGCCAUCGGAAAAGCUGCGAGUUUGGUCGAUUUGGCUGACGAAAAUCGUUGAAAUUGCCGACCAAUGGCAAAAGUGGUUACGUGCUCACAUCGAUUUCACUAUAAGGCUCUCAGACCGCUUGUACGCGGCCGAGAUGGCCGUAAGGCGGUCGAAAAUGGAAAUAGUGGAGUUGAGGAAAAUCUCUAGCAAGGUGGGACAAGCAGAUGAGGAGGAAAUGAAGUAUCUCUACGAGACUGGCGACUCCAUUCAAGCAGGAGAGGAUGGUUCCAUAUACGAGGAGGCAAUCGAUAUGCAAGAAGAAGAGCAGAGAUCCUCGAAACGUACAUUGGACAGAACAUCAACGAGACCGGAGGUCGCGUUAACAACAGCAGCAUCCAGCGUCACGUUGACACCAUCGACGGCUACCAUAAAAGAAGUAUCAAGCAUGUCGUUGCAACCAUCGCAGGUCACUAUAGUACGAGUACAAUCGGCUGCAUCGAGACAAGCCUCGAGGACUUCUGUAAAAUCAGCACCGUCGGCUACGUCGAGACAAGCAUCGAAGACUACUGUAAAAUUAUCGCAGUCGGCUACGUCGGGAAAAGCAUCGAAGACUUCUGUGAAAUCAGCACGGUCGUCAACGUCGAAACAGGGCUCGAAGAUUAGUAUAAAAUCAGCACAGUCGGGAAAAGGAUCGAGGUCUUCUAUAAAAUCAGCACUGUCGGCUUUUUCGAGACGAGUCUCGAAGGCUACUUUAAAAUCAGCACGGUCGAUGGCUAGCGUAAAAUCAGCUAAAAUCGACGAGCAGCUUAGGACCUGGCCGAUCGGAACUCCAUGGGAACAUUUGGGUCUGGAGGAUGCGUGCGAGGAGGAGGAAUACGAAAAACUGCCGCUACCGAGUAACGAGCAGGAGAUGAGGGAGUUCCUGAAGAAGUUUACGCACCAGGCGACCAUCUACAGGUCGUAUUACAAGCACUGGAAGGAGACAGCGGAUCGGGCGACAAAGGAAAUUGGAGGUAGACUCGUACUUGCCACCUUCCAAGUGCAAGGGAAGGACCAGACAGGGCGAACAAAGAGGCCUGUUCGUCCGAAGCCAUGCGGCAAUGUAUCAAAAAGGAAACUCGUGAAAUCGAAAGACCAGCAAGUUAACACGUCGGAUCUGAGCGUGAAAGCUAGCAUUGCCUCGUUGAAAUCAGGAAAGCGUUCUACUGUGACUAUUAAAGAGAAAUCACAAGAGCGACUGAACAAAGAAAGCCAGAAAUCCAUAGAGGUGCCCGAUUGGGUCAGGGAGUGUGCACGCGCGUUGGAACCCAUACCUUAUCUCUUUUACGUGAGAACGGAACCGGACAUCGACAUAGCUAUAGAGCACGAUGACGAAGAAGUAAUUCUGGUGGACCUGGAUCGCGAGGGGGUGAUUGCACAGAGCAGACGUGUCUUCUUCAAUCUCACGGAUAAACCGUGCAAAGGAGGGAAGCCAUGGAUAUAGAGAGCAAUAGAACUUGAUCAAUAUUUCAGGACACUAAUUACAGUACAAUAAUAACAAUGCCAAGUAAAUAGAGCAGUUGGUAAAGUUGUUGUUUACAGCGAAAUUUCCGGGUGUUUCGUGAAGUUUUAAUCGAGCCGGAUCCAUUAGAAAGCAGGUAAGAGGAUCCUGGUCGCAUAAUCACCCAGGACGAAAUGAUGUUCCAGUUCUCUGGACAUCGGCAAACACGAGGACGAGG
Molecule: messenger RNA, 2012 nt
Organism: Osmia bicornis bicornis
Lineage: Eukaryota; Metazoa; Arthropoda; Insecta; Hymenoptera; Megachilidae
Exons: 8
Coding region: 197-1777 (526 amino acids)
Source: RefSeq, a predicted model, not a curated record